CAACCAGAAGCUAAGAAAUUUAAAUUAACUCAUUUAAUUAGUUACUUAAUUUGCUCUCAUCUCGAUUCAAUUGAUUAGUGGAAAUGUGAUAUCAUCAUCAUUUUGUUUCUUUAAAUCAUGUUGUCUCAUAUUUUUCAUGUUCCCACAGGAAAGAAAUGAAUGUUUCCUUUUUGUCUUCCAUCAAAUCCACAUAAACUUUCCCAUCUUUAGUUGGAUGUUGGUUUAGAUUAAUAUUCAUUUGGUUUUCCAAUUCCGAACUAAUUGUCUUUUCAUCUAAUUUAUCAUAAUUGUACAAUUUAGUGGAUUGAUUGCAUUUAAGGGUAACCGAUAUCUACAAUCAAUUGUUUUACAACCACUCACCUUAAUCUCAUCUCACAAUCAUCGUCGACAACAACCACCACCACCACAAAAACAAUUAAAUCCAAAAAUUCGACCUCACGGUUUAUGUUUUGUCAACAAGAGAGGUAACAGUAACUAAGAUGGAUAAGGAAAACUCAAAUGAUGAUCUCGGAUCAACUUCAUAUGUUUGUCCUCUUUGUGAAAAGAUCGCUGAGAAUCCAGUCCAGAACAAUUGUGGAUGCAUUUAUUGUUCUAAAUGCGCCGAGAAAUGUGUAACAGAAUCAAUUAAAUGCCCUAAAUGUGAUAAGCCAUUGUCCAUUGGAACAUUGAGCAAACUAAGCAUAGUGAAGAUGAGAGUCUUCAAAACAUCGACUAUGAAAAGAAAAUACUCUUGUCUGGGAAUCUCGGCGGGCGAAGAAACUGUAAUUCCAACUACGAGUGUUAGUGGGACCAUUGCGAGUUCUCUAAGCACCAUCACUCCACCAACUGCGACAAUAACUAAUUCUAUUGUUGCUUGUAUUGCCUCAAAUUCUGGUUCUGGUUCUGGAGUUGAAUCUCAUUCUGAAUUUUCUGAUAGAAAACGUGCGAGAAUUGAGGCAACCGGUAAUAGAGAAGAGGUUGUUAACUUGGAAAAUUUACUUUCGCUACCAUCAAUCAAGGAGAGAGAAGAUAAAAAAAUCAGUAAAGAAAUUCUCGAUUUACUCAGUAAACCAACUGCAAAAGAUAAAUUGGUUAUUGAGAAAUUCCAAUCAGUUGGAGGUGGUCAAGUUCAAGAGUUUUGUCCCCAUGGGACCAGAGAGGAUUGUAAAAGAGUGACUUCAUUACAAACUUGUGACAAACUUCAUUUCAAGAAAAUCAUCCAGAAGCACACUGAUGAAUCGUUAGGAGAUUGUUCAUUUCUCAAUACCUGUUUCCAUAUGGAUAGUUGUAAAUACGUUCACUAUGAAGUUGAUAUGGGAACAGUUAAAAGUAAAAAAGAUCGAAAAGAAGAACUUGUGCCUGAUCGAAGAUUCAACGAUACUUUGAGGAAUCCACAAUGGAUUCAAUGUGAUCUGAGGACAUUUGAUGUCUCAAUUUUGGGCAAAUUCGAUGUAAUCAUGGCUGAUCCUCCUUGGGAUAUUCAUAUGGAUCUUCCGUAUGGAACCAUGUCUGAUGAAGAGAUGAGACAACUCAAUAUUCCGUGUCUUCAAGACAAAGGAUUGUUGUUCCUUUGGGUCACUGGCCGUGCCAUGGAACUGGGUCGAGAAUGCCUUGAACUGUGGGGCUAUGAGAGAUGUGAUGAAAUAAUUUGGGUGAAAACAAAUCAGCUGCAAAGAAUCAUUCGAACGGGUAGAACUGGACAUUGGCUAAACCAUGGGAAAGAACAUUGUUUAGUUGGUAUAAAAGGUGAACCAGAAAAUCUGAAUCGUGGUUUGGAUUGUGAUGUUAUAGUGGCUGAAGUGCGAGCUACAAGCCACAAACCUGAUGAAAUUUACGGUAUUAUUGAACGAUUGUCUCCCGGGACCAAGAAGAUUGAACUUUUCGGCCGAACCCACAAUCUACAACCAAACUGGAUUACCCUUGGAAAUCAAUUGCCUGGGGUCUGUUUGCAUGAGGAACAAUUGUUAACCGCUUUCGCCGUUCGUUAUCCAAAUCGAGUGUCUGAGCUGAAAAAGUUAUCCUAAAGAUCAAAAAAUAAACAUAAGUGCUUACAGAAUAAGUUUGGUGCUCACCAGUGACAAAGAACGUUUUCCAAUUUACAUUUUAAUUUUCGAAUGAAAAAGUUUAAACGAGCGAUCACUCACUUAUUAGAGGAAACAUUUUGGCUCAAACAAACGCCUCUUUGGGUUAAUUUCUGAUCUCAACACGCAUUUUUGAUCUUUACUACCGUUUUUUAAUUGUCUCACCCGCUCUUAACUCUCCC
This is a messenger RNA of Panonychus citri (citrus red mite), 2242 nucleotides long. It is a transcript of the gene Mettl3, whose product is annotated as N6-adenosine-methyltransferase subunit METTL3-like. The transcript has 3 exons. The record is from RefSeq and is a predicted model, not a curated record. Gene Ontology annotation, molecular function: mRNA (2'-O-methyladenosine-N6-)-methyltransferase activity; mRNA m(6)A methyltransferase activity. Bases 480 to 2003 code for a protein of 507 amino acids. NCBI's taxonomy places the organism in Eukaryota, Metazoa, Arthropoda, Arachnida, Trombidiformes, Tetranychidae. Gene Ontology annotation, cellular component: RNA N6-methyladenosine methyltransferase complex; nucleus.